GGGCUCACUAAAUAUGACCGUUACGAAUGAGGCAAUCCCCGCAGUUUAAAUAUGUGGAGGAAAACAUUUCCAUUUCCUACAACAAAGCAAUCAAAUCUAACAAGCUCUCUCAUAUCUCACGCUUACCAUUUUACUUGCUCUUCCAUUUAAGUUUUAGUUUUAAAUUUUUUGAAGUUUUAGUUUUAAAUUUUCAGCUUCCUUCCAAUAAGAACGUUAUCAUCUACUUACUAUACGAGAUGGCAGAAAUGAAAGAUGCGCAUGUCGUCGUGGAAAUCCCAGUCGACGAAGAGCAUCAACAGAAGAAGCAGAUCGCCAUCUCUUCUGCAAUUCAGCACCAUCCAUUAAUGGAGAUCUCGCGAAGCCCAGGCCACCUCUUACUUCUCAAGCUUUGGCAACGAGAGGAGGAGCUCUUCGGCCGCAGAAUCGCGGCCAAAGAGACAAGGCUGGAUUUCAUCAGACGCGAGAUCUUCCAACUCUGCUGUUUCUUCUUCACGUUCCACGGAUUUUUCUUCACCAUAUUGUUCACUUCCUAUUCGGAAGACGGCGACGGCGCGUGCCGGAAGUGGUGGAUCCCGUCGGCCGUGUCCGCCUGCACUUCACUUUUCAUUGCUUUUCUUGUUCAGAUGAAGCUUUGCAGGUUCUGGAAGAUGUCGAGGCAGUUGCAGAGGGAGAGGAACGAUAGCCGCGCGGUGACGAGGUGUAUUCAGGAGCUGAGGAUGAAGGGGGAGAGCUUCGAUCUGUCGAAAGAGCCUCUUCAGAUUGGGAAGAGGAUGAAGAGUUCCAGUGUGGAGAUCAAGUGGAGGCCUCUCACUUGCUGCUCUCAAUACGCAGUAACCGUUUGCCUUGUUUGCUUUGCAGGUCUUCUCUUCCCAGCUUCAAGGUUCCUCGUCUGCGCUUGAAAUCCCAAACCGGCAAACCCUAAGUCAACAACUUUUUGGAGCAUUGAAAUGAAAUCAUCCAUUCGUUUUAAGAUGGAAUAUCAACCAUGGGAAUGAAGCGUUCUUGGUCCGAUUGUUCCUGUGAAUAGGACACGCAAAGAGGGCAAUGUCGCAUUACAUCUAUGCGAGAUACAAAAGCAAAACUACUUCAAUCUCCAGCUUGAAAGUCAGAUGUUCAAUUCGAUGCCAAAAAACCUCAAUCUUUCAGAUCGGUGGGUUGCCAAGUUCCUUCUUGUGGAUGGUUAUUGCAAUUUUGCAUCAAUCUUGGAAAGAAGAAUAUUCUAGCUCUGCACCCACGACUCCAAUUACCAACACUUCAGUUUUCAAUUGGUGGGGCAUUAAGAUCAAGCAAACUACUUCAAAGAGUUGGCAAGCUGCUAUAUUUUACAAGAGCCACCACCUACUUCAACCUGCUACAUUUACAAGUUGUCUAUUUCCAAGGAUUAAAACAUUGUUCAAAGCUUUGCACCCACAACACAAUCGGUGACAGGGUUUUGCAUUUGUAUCACUUGAGCAACAAAUUAUCAGCACUGCUUAAUAAGCCCAAAGUAACACUACUUGUGUUAAUUCAAUUGUAAUUGCCUCCUCAGACAUCUUUUUACAUUAAUAAAAAGUAUUCCUUUCACA
Ipomoea nil (Japanese morning glory) is the source of this 1565-nucleotide messenger RNA. RefSeq lists its product as uncharacterized. The record is from RefSeq and is a predicted model, not a curated record. The transcript is spliced from 2 exons. The coding region runs from base 27 to 899 and encodes 290 amino acids. NCBI's taxonomy places the organism in Eukaryota, Viridiplantae, Streptophyta, Magnoliopsida, Solanales, Convolvulaceae.